AUGGCCGUUGGAGACCCGCCUCUUCGAUGGAAAUAUCUCUACAAGGUUUUGUCAAAAUCUGGUCCAUCGUGUGACCCAGACUGGGUUCCUGGCGAGGAGACGAUAGAAUGCUUGGAGUCGUCGAAGAUUUUGGUAAUAGGAGCUGGAGGAUUAGGCUGCGAGAUCUUGAAGAACCUUGCAUUGUCAGGCUUCAAGGACAUUCACGUCAUUGACAUGGAUACUAUUGACAUCUCCAAUCUGAACCGGCAGUUCCUAUUCCGGCAUUCUGAUAUAGGAAAGCCGAAAGCAGAGGUUGCGGCCGCGUUUGUGGAAAGGCGUGUUCAGGGAGUCAAGAUUACCCCUUAUGUAGGGAAGAUUCAGGAUAAAGACGAAGAUUAUUACUUGCAAUUUAAGAUGAUAGUUUGUGGUCUUGAUAGUAUCGAGGCUCGAAGAUGGAUCAAUUCUACCCUGAUUGGAAUGGUUGACUUCGAAAACCCGGAAAGUCUGAAGCCUUUGAUUGAUGGGGGAACCGAGGGAUUUAAGGGCCAGGCGCGUGUCAUUCUACCUACUCUUUCAUCAUGCAUCGAAUGCCAGCUUGACAUGCAUGCACCUCGCCCUGCAGUGCCGCUUUGUACAAUUGCGACUAUCCCUCGCCAACCGCAGCAUUGUAUCGAAUGGGCACAUCAGAUCGCCUGGCAAGAAAAGCGUAAAGACGACUCCUUCGACAGUGAUGACAUGGAGCAUAUUGGAUGGGUUUAUAACAAUGCUCUUGAGCGAGCAAAGCAAUUCAAUAUUUUCGGAGUCACAUUUCAAAUGACCCAAGGAGUGGUCAAAAAUAUUAUUCCAGCGAUUGCUUCGACGAAUGCUGUUAUUGCGGCCGCGACAACCUCUGAAGCACUGAAAAUCGCCACUUCUUGCAACCCUUACCUGGAAAACUACAUGAUGUAUGCUGGAGAGGAAGGAGUCUACACUUAUACUUUCGAAGCCGAGAAAAAGCCUGAUUGUCCUGUUUGUGGAAAUCUCGCGCGCAAAUUGACUGUGGACCCAAAUAUGACGCUGGAAGCUUUCAUCGAGACUCUCGGGGAGCGACCUGAAGCUCAGCUGAAGAAACCAAGUAUGAGAACAGAGGAGAAGACACUGUAUCAACGUUUCCCCCCGCAAUUGGAGGAGCAAACUCGACCCAACUUGAAGUCAAAGCUUCGCGAUCUGGUGGCGGAUGGACAGGAGAUUGCAGUCAGCGACCCAGCUUAUACCAUCGAUUUCCGCUUCCAGUUGAUCUUCAGUUAGGGGUAACGCUCUACCACGAAUGCACGAUGAUUAUGACCAAAUUUUGACAGAAAUUUAAACAUGCUUUUUCUAUCUCUGAAAAUCC
Molecule: messenger RNA, 1351 nt
Organism: Aspergillus ochraceoroseus IBT 24754
Lineage: Eukaryota; Fungi; Ascomycota; Eurotiomycetes; Eurotiales; Aspergillaceae
Product: NEDD8-activating protein UBA3
Exons: 6
Coding region: 1-1266 (421 amino acids)
Biological process (GO): protein neddylation
Cellular component (GO): cytoplasm; nucleus
Molecular function (GO): NEDD8 activating enzyme activity
Source: RefSeq, a predicted model, not a curated record